Messenger RNA from Strongylus vulgaris, 546 nucleotides. Lineage: Eukaryota; Metazoa; Nematoda; Chromadorea; Rhabditida; Strongylidae. The record is from the annotation of a GenBank genome assembly.
AUGAAAGAGUUAACGACCAAACAGUUCUCUGAGCACUCUGUAAUGUUCACAGUCACCUUUGCCAUACAACAAAACUUCCAUUUAGAAGAUGAUUAUUGGUGUUACUAUUGUGCCUCGCCGCUCAAAAAUGUGCCCAGUGAUAUGAGAAAAACUAUUCAGCAAUUGUUGAAGGUGCGGCGGACUACUUACCCACAUGAUGUAGCCACUAAGCAUUGCAAUAACGCAAGGAAUGCCAGUUUGUGGGCUAAACAGAAAUGUCGUCAUCCUUACUGCGAGACGCUCUCGAUCGUCGAUCAUAACGAAGGAGCGGCAUUUGUGCUGCGAGGAUGUGCUGAGAAUUUUGGGGCAAUAGAUACGAAGACAUUGGAGCAGCAAGAUGGCAACACAUGUACAAAGCUUCACGAUCUCCUUGACAUACAAGAGUGCAUAUGUAAGACGCCCAGAUACUGUUAUGCUGGUCAGUCUCGACGACGAGCCGCUUCUUGGUCGGCUUAUUCAACUGUCAUUGUCUUCAUUCUCACCAUUUUGCUUGCUUUACAUUUAUGA